AUGGCACGUCCGCGUGGCUACUCCGGGGCGGAGAGCUCCAAAGAACCCCACGCGGUGUCUCUAAAAGCAAGGCUUUCGCGUCCUUCACUGUCCAACCAGUAUCCCCUGCCUGUUGCCAAUACGAAGAUUUCCAGCAAAGCGUCGCUGAGUUAUCCCUCCGACGGCGCUGAUGGCCAGUUCAUCCUCAGUCCUAAUCUAACUCUCCCCCCUGCUUUUGGCUCCGCCUACGUCGGGGAGACAUUCGCCUGCACCCUCAGCGCCAACAACGAGCUGACGGAGGAUGAGGCGUCGCGCGUGGUCACCUCCGUGCGCAUCGUUGCGGAGAUGCAGACGCCGUCACAGGUAGCCUCGCUGGAGCUGGAGCCGGCGACGGAUCCGGCGCAGACGGAGGGGCUCCAGAAGGGCGAGUCGCUGCAGAAGAUCGUGCGGUUCGAUCUCAAGGAGGAAGGGAACCACAUCCUGGCGGUGAGCAUCAGCUACACGGAGACGCUGAUCGGGUCUGACGCGCAGGCGGCGAGCGGCCGUGUACGUACGUUCCGCAAGCUGUACCAGUUCGUCGCGCAGCCGUGUCUGAGUGUGCGAACGAAAUCGUCGGAGCUGGCUCCGCUGGAGGUGGAGAAUAAGUCGCUGGGUCCGUAUGGCAAGACCCGUCUGUUGAGGUUUGCGCUGGAGGCGCAGUUGGAGAAUGUGGGUGAUGGGGCUGUGGUUGUCAAGCAAACGAAGCUCAACCCUCGACCACCGUUCCAGGCUGCGUCGUUGAACUGGGACCUGGACCGGCCGGACGAGGUUGCGUCGCCGCUGCCACCGCCCACGCUGAACCCACGGGAUGUGCUCCAGGUGGCAUUUCUCGUGGAGCAGGAAGAAGGCCAACAAGAAGGACUUGACGCUCUACAGAAGGAUUUGCGGCGAGAUGGUCGGGCGGUGCUGGGGCAGCUCUCGAUCGAGUGGCGCGGUGCCAUGGGGGACAAGGGAUUUUUGACUACGGGGAAUCUAUUGACACGGCGACGGACAUGA
Messenger RNA from Aspergillus clavatus NRRL 1, 1014 nucleotides. RefSeq names its product trafficking protein particle complex subunit 13. The transcript is spliced from 4 exons. Bases 1 to 1014 code for a protein of 337 amino acids. NCBI's taxonomy places the organism in Eukaryota, Fungi, Ascomycota, Eurotiomycetes, Eurotiales, Aspergillaceae. The record is from RefSeq and is a predicted model, not a curated record. Gene Ontology annotation, cellular component: TRAPPIII protein complex.